AGACAAAAGCAAAAUWCAGCAAAGUAAUCAAGCCUCGCURCUYGAGUACAACCAGAAUCCCCAUAUUUCCUCACGACUAGCGCUCAGUCCCUCAUCACUGUUUUUUACUGGGGUGAUUGGGAACAAGAACAGAAAUGGAAUUCCUAAAAAACAAGAUGAUAAACCAAGUCAGGCAUGGUUACCAAGCAGUCAGGUCUACAUGGAUACGUUGGUAACCCUUUGUAGGAGUGACACUGCUGAAGAAAGUCAUAUUAUAACAUCAAACACAGAUCAAGUGGCUUUGCUUCUGAUGGAAAUGGUUUGUCCUGAGAUGGUGCUGUAUACUGGAGAAUGGCCAGAUGAAGAAACACUUAAGUUCAAUGUUGAAAGGGAUCUUAGAAUACGAAACACGUUUGACAGGAACCCAGUCUUAUGGUGGCUACUCCUGCUUGUGUCUCAAGGAGCGUCAUCGUUGUGUAAAUGUGCUCCAUUGUUGUCGAGCUUACUUGCUACCGUGAUGUCCAGCUGGGAAGUAUGUCGUGACAAAAUGGUAACGCAAUCUUCAGAACUCUUCCGUGACACGCAGUACAUUAUGCAAGUGAUGGUGGAGAGUGACUGGCUGCCCGCGCCUCUGUCACGCAUUGGUGGCGUUCUUCAUCUUUUAUCCCCCAAAGAAAUAUUCGCAGUUAUCAAUACGAUGUGGAAAGUACUGAAG
Exaiptasia diaphana is the source of this 694-nucleotide messenger RNA. RefSeq names its product integrator complex subunit 5-like. The annotation marks the transcript as partial. Gene Ontology annotation, cellular component: integrator complex. Lineage: Eukaryota; Metazoa; Cnidaria; Anthozoa; Actiniaria; Aiptasiidae. The transcript is spliced from 5 exons. The record is from RefSeq and is a predicted model, not a curated record. Gene Ontology annotation, biological process: snRNA 3'-end processing.